This is a messenger RNA of Zasmidium cellare ATCC 36951, 2304 nucleotides long. RefSeq lists its product as uncharacterized. Lineage: Eukaryota; Fungi; Ascomycota; Dothideomycetes; Mycosphaerellales; Mycosphaerellaceae. Bases 1 to 2304 code for a protein of 767 amino acids. The transcript is spliced from 3 exons. Gene Ontology annotation, molecular function: transcription cis-regulatory region binding; zinc ion binding; DNA-binding transcription factor activity, RNA polymerase II-specific. The record is from RefSeq and is a predicted model, not a curated record. Gene Ontology annotation, cellular component: nucleus. Gene Ontology annotation, biological process: positive regulation of transcription by RNA polymerase II.
AUGAACUUCCCACCGCAGAUGCCGCCGAAGCGCAAAGAGCCGCCAAAUCCAUCGAGCUCCAAACCGAAUAAGAAGGUCAAGAGAGUUGGUCCGAGAUCUGAAAGCAGAGACAAUGCUCCGAAUGGCAACAACGGGGACAAGGAUGCAGAGGCUUCCAAGCCCAAACGUGUUCGGACGGGCUGUCUCACCUGUCGGGAGCGCCACUUGAAGUGCGAUGAAGCCACACCAAACUGCAACAACUGCAAAAAGAGCAAUCGAAUAUGCAGGCGUGGCGUGCGAUUGAACUUCAUCGAUACUUGGGUCGAUCGACCACCGACAAUUGUCACACUCUACGGCACUCACGAUUGGAAAGUCGAGUUUCUAGACGAGUCACGCGAGAUUGCCAGCGAGUAUCGGGGAGGCGCCCAGCGAUACAAGCGUAUCCGGCAGGAUGUCAACACGAAUGCAUUGGACACUGCCGUUGCGUUCGAAUUCCCCACCAACGAUGCUCAAGUUGCCGCAAUGGCCCAGCCUUUACCGUCCAUACACGGCCUGAUGCCAGAUGCAUAUCAGGAGCCACCCAGCCACCAGCCCAGCAUGAACAACAUCUUCGACGUGCAACCCAAACAGGAUGCGAAUCACUUUCAACAACAAGCGCCUCCUCAUUCGAGUUCAGCUCAGCAAUCACAAUAUGCUGAAUCAGGUAUGAAAGCCUUGCAAGGCUCUGUGACAAGCCACCAUACGCUUGAAACUGACUUACCAGAACAUGAGAAUCAAAGGAAAGAGUACCUCGACGGUCAAGAGGAGACGCUCUUCAUGCAAGUCUUCGUGGAAGAGGUCGGCCUGUGGAUGGACAGCAUGGACUCGCAGAAGCACUUCUCCCGACUGCUGCCGUUCCACUCACUGUCGGAGCCCAUGCUUUUGAAUGCCUUCCUGGCCUGUGGAGCGCGACACCUGACGCUGGUCAAUCCUGCUUACACCGAAGAGAAGGCUCUCAACUACUACGAUACCGCCACGAGACAUCUCCUGAGAAACCUACAGAACCCGAAUCGAGACACGGUCAUCUGUGCGACGACGGCUGUAAUACUAAAUGUAUACGAGAUAAUGUCUGAGCGAGCAUUGCAACGCAUGAACCAUAUCGCCGGCGCUCGGGCGUUGAUCAAAGAGUGCGGAUGGAAUGCUCGCGCACAAGGCAUUGGGUCGGCUUGCUUCUGGCUCAAUGUUGGUCUGGAAGUCUUGUCAUGCCUACACUUCAACUGGCAGGUCGCGUGGGAUCCCGACGAAUGGGGUGUUGACUUGGACUUCAGCCGGGAGCUGCACAAUGGACGUGAAGAGGUCUGGACGCAUCGAAUGUUGUACAUUGUUGCGAAGGUGUGCAACUUCCGAGCCACAAUGCCACGGCAGCCGGAGAUGAAUCACCGUGACAACCAGGUCAGAUCACAGCAACGCCACGAGGAAUGGUCUCGCCUAAAAUCGUUGUGUGACGCAUGGAACGAUGGCAUACCCAGGACGAUGCAUCCCAUGGCUUACCUGAACGCUUUUCAAACCAGCUCGAAGUCUGUCUUUCCGGAGGUAUGGCUGAUCAAACGCUCUACAAUCGUCGCAAGGCUUUUCUACCACACCGCGAUGCUGCUAAUGUCUCAAAUCCAUCCAUACUACUAUGUACACAAUAACCCUGAGAUGGCGGACAUGCAGACGCGACAUGCACAGAUGAUUUGUGGUAUUGUCGCGCAUGUCAAGGAUCGCGGCGUUGCGUCUGUGGCCAUUCGAUCACUCGCCCAUGCUGCCGAGGUCCUCACCGACCGCAAAGAACAAGACGAGGUCCUCACAAUAUUUGAGAAGAUCAACAAAGAGACCGGCUGGAGGAUCGGGUUCGUGUACAAGGAGCUCAAGGAGAAAUGGGGCUGGAAUGAAGAGCCUUCACCACAACAAUUCGCUCAAACCCAUACAGCUCACCGACAAGCGAAAGAAGCCCAAGAGGCUCAACAGCGUCAAAUGCAGGAACAAGCGCAUCGAAAAUCCAUGCAGCUCCAACAAGGAUUCGACUUCAACCAGCAGCAAAGCAUGGCGACGGGCUUGCCACAACAGACGACCCCAAAUCAACACAUGCAACCUACGCCUCCUCUGCCAUCGCAGCAGACGCCACAGCCACAGCAAAACAAGCGACCGCCGUCAGGCAUCCCCAAUCCGAUGUUCUCGAAGGCGGACUUCAACUUGCCGCAACAUCCUUAUCAGAAUUUCUACGUGCCGCCGAACAAUGUCGGCUUCGGCAACCCAACCCAAGGCGGACCACUUCAAGGAGGCCCGCUGUACUACAACCCAUAG